GUGGGGGAGAUCAAGUCGGGCAGCUGGGCGCGCCAAAUGGGCCGAGACAAAGACUUCGCGCAGGUGGUGGGCAAAGAUACGGGGGGCCAGCACCUCCUCGGCUGGGUGGGCGUGAAGAACGUCCGGCGCCGGACUCCGCCAGAUGCUGUCGUUGACAGCGACGUCAAAGAAGCAGCAGGAUGUGACUUCGUGGUGGAGGACAACGAUCCCGGGCCAGUUGUCCCCACCAGGAGCGCUUUGCCCAAGCCGGCACGGGGCUCCUCGCGGCGGUCGCUGACUUCACCUCCGCCUCUUCAUCGCCCCUUGUGAGCACGGCAUUCGCUCGCCGGAGGCGUGCGCCUGGCGAGCAAGACACGGUGUCCAGCCAUG
Messenger RNA from Effrenium voratum, 369 nucleotides. Lineage: Eukaryota; Dinophyceae; Suessiales; Symbiodiniaceae. The record is from the annotation of a GenBank genome assembly.